AUGGACUUACCACAACUGCCCUUGAUUUCACUAUGCGAAAAUGAAUGUUCGUUGACACACGAACAAGUUGAUGAUGUUGUGCCCAUCCAAAUGGACCCUCAAAAUGAUGGAAAUGAAAUUGUGACUGAUAAACAGUUGAAAGAUGAUAGUUUGGUCAAUUGUGGUUCCAAGCACAAGUUCAUAGAUAAAGAUAAAAAUGUUGAGGAACCUAAGGAGGGUAUGUUAUUUGGCUCCAUAGAGGAACUUCUUGAACAUUAUAGAAAUUAUGCAAAGCAAGAGGGAUUUGGUGUGGUGCAGAAGAAGAAGAAAAAGUAUAAAAAUGGAGAUGUACAUUACAUCACUUUAGCAUGUGCUCGUCAAGGCAACGCAUCAUCCAGCUCAAGCAAUAACCUUUGUAAGCCUAUGAAAACAAGCAAAACGGGGUGUAAGGCUACUUUGAGUGCAACAUUGGUGGAUACAAUGUGGUAUGUGACAAAUGUAAAGCUAGGGCAUAAUCACAAUUUAAGCCCAGGUAAAGCGAGAUAUAUUAGAUGCCACAAGAAGUUGGAUCUUGCUACAAAGAGAAAGCUUGAUAUAGAUGAUAGAGCUGGAAUUCGUACAAAUAAGAUCUAUAACUCGUUAGCCGUUGAAGCGGGGGGAUACGAGAAUCUUACAUUUGGAGAGAAAGAAUGUCGCAAUUAUAUUGCGAACUCAAGACGUCUUCGCCUUGGCACAGGAGGUGCUACAGCACUCCGUGACUACUUUGAUAGAAUGCAGAAAGUGGAUAGUGAUUUCUAUUUUGAAAUGGACGUGGAUGAUGAGUUUAGACUAAAAAAUGGCCGUGCUCCAAUGGCAAUUAUUACAGAUCAAGACAGGGCUAUGAAAAAUGCAAUUAAAGAGGUUUUUCCUGUCACUCGACACAGAUUUUGUUUAUGGCACAUACUAAAAAAACUUCCAGAAAAAUUUGGAUCAAAUUCACAAUACAAAGCCAUUAAGAAUGCCAUACGAAAUUGUGUGUAUAAUUCUCAAACAUGUGACGAGUUUGAUGCUAAUUGGCAGAAGAGUGUACUUGAGUGUUAUAAUUUGGAGGAGAAUGCAUGGCUACAUGAUUUAUAUAGCGAGCGGAAUUUCUGGGUACCGGCAUAUUUGAAUGGUGUAUUUUGGGCCGGCAUGACUACCACACAACGUAGUGAGAGUAUGAAUGCAUUUUUUGAUGGUUAUGUGCACUCGUCUACUUCAUUGAAAGAAUUUGUGGAUGAAUACGAUAACGCUUUGCGUAGGAAGGUUGAGGUUGAGAAUGUUGCUGAUUUUGAUUCUUUUCAUACCACGAUUUCAUGUGUAAGCAGGUAUCAUUUUGAGAAGCAAUUUCAGAAAAUGUACACCCAUGCAAAGUUCAAAGAAGUUCAAAAAGAGAUUUCAGAGAUUAUGUAUUGCGGUUGCUCUCGUUUAGAAAGUGAAGGUGGAAUUAAUACCUAUCAAGUGAUCGAACGGGUUGAAAUUAGUGAUUCCUACAUGAAGAAAGUAAGCUUUACUGUUUACUAUAAUGGGUCUUCAUGCGAAGUGAACUGUAGUUGUCAUCUGUUUGAAUCAAGAGGAAUUUUGUGCAGACAUGUCAUGGCUGUAUUGACUAUAUGUGAAGAUGUGGAAUUGUUGCCUGAGAAAUAUUUUCUAAAUCGAUGGAGGAAGGAUUUGGAGCGGCCAUAUAAGUUAAUUAAAAGUAGUUAUGAUCCUUUGAGUGGCAACCCUAAUGCAGAUCGAUAUGCUGAACUGAGCAAAAAAAUGUUGAAGUUAGCCGCAAUCGUAGCACCAAACGUGGACCAUUGCACGGAAGUGGAAAAUUAUGUUGAUAUGCUAACUACAAAAUUUAGUGGUCCAAGAUGUGAACAAAGUCCACAUUCCCAAUCACUUCCAAGUGCAAAAUUGCUCCCAAGUGCAUCUAUGACCGGCGAUGGAGUAGAGGUGUGUAGUCCUCUAGUGGCUCAUACUAAAGGGAGAAAACCAUCAAACAGAAAGGAGUCCGCAGUUGAAAAAGCGGUCAAAAAGUCAAAAUCAUCAAACAAGAGUGCCACAAAUCCCAAACGGCAGAGGAAAAAAAAAAAGACAUGCCAAAGAUCACUAGUAGAUGAACUAGACACAAGUGAAGAUCCAUUCACUUUUGUAACUGAUUUUCAGCGUGACCAAGUAAUUGGAACUCAAAGUAGUGUUGUUGCACAGACUUUUGGGAAUUCACAGCCAUCAUGUCCUGUUGAAGGAGAUUUCAUUUACUUGACAUAA
Messenger RNA from Alnus glutinosa, 2253 nucleotides. Its product is annotated as protein FAR-RED IMPAIRED RESPONSE 1-like. NCBI's taxonomy places the organism in Eukaryota, Viridiplantae, Streptophyta, Magnoliopsida, Fagales, Betulaceae. The record is from RefSeq and is a predicted model, not a curated record. Gene Ontology annotation, molecular function: zinc ion binding. The coding region runs from base 1 to 2253 and encodes 750 amino acids. The transcript has 5 exons.